UGCCUGCAGCCCGCCGAGAGCGCAGAGGUGGUCCGGAGCUCGACGACCUCGCGGCGCGGCGGCUGAGGCGGCGGCCGGGUGUAGGCGCGUCUGCCGGAGCGGGGCGCCGAGACAAUUUUACAUGUAUUGGAGACCAGACUAGAAGCACUUCUGAAUUAAGGAUAACAAAUCACACUGCUGUGAAGUCAACUUCGACUCCUAGCGACCCUAUAGGACAGAGUAGAACUGCCCCAUAGGGUUUCCAAGGCUAUAAAUCUACGGAAGCAGACGGCUACAUCUUUCUCCCGUGGAACGGCUGAUCCCUGAUUCUUUGCAGUGACAUUGAAGAGCACUAAGAUCAGAAGAUGAGUGAACUUGACCAGCUACGGCAGGAGGCCGAACAACUUAAAAACCAAAUUAGAGAUGCAAGAAAAGCGUGUGCAGAUGCAACUCUCUCUCAGAUCACAAACAACAUUGACCCCGUGGGAAGAAUCCAGAUGCGUACCAGGAGAACGCUGAGGGGGCACCUGGCUAAGAUUUACGCUAUGCACUGGGGCACAGACUCCAGGCUGCUAGUUAGUGCCUCACAGGAUGGCAAACUUAUCAUCUGGGAUAGCUACACCACCAACAAGGUCCAUGCCAUUCCUCUGCGUUCCUCUUGGGUCAUGACCUGUGCGUACGCCCCUUCUGGGAACUACGUGGCCUGCGGUGGCCUCGAUAACAUCUGCUCCAUUUACAAUCUCAAAACUCGUGAAGGGAAUGUACGUGUGAGCCGUGAGCUGGCCGGACACACAGGUUACCUGUCUUGCUGCCGCUUCCUGGACGACAAUCAGAUCGUCACCAGCUCUGGAGACACCACCUGUGCGCUGUGGGACAUAGAGACUGGCCAGCAGACGACCACGUUCACGGGACAUACCGGGGACGUCAUGAGUCUGUCCCUCGCUCCAGACACCAGAUUGUUUGUCUCUGGUGCUUGUGACGCUUCGGCCAAGCUCUGGGAUGUGCGAGAAGGGAUGUGUCGGCAAACUUUCACUGGCCAUGAGUCUGACAUCAAUGCCAUCUGUUUCUUUCCAAAUGGCAAUGCGUUUGCCACCGGCUCAGAUGAUGCUACCUGCAGGCUGUUCGACCUCCGUGCAGACCAGGAACUCAUGACGUACUCCCACGACAACAUUAUCUGCGGGAUCACCUCUGUCUCCUUCUCCAAGAGCGGGCGCCUCCUCCUUGCUGGCUACGACGACUUCAACUGCAAUGUCUGGGACGCACUCAAGGCCGACAGGGCUGGUGUCCUGGCUGGGCAUGACAACCGUGUCAGCUGCCUGGGGGUGACCGAUGAUGGCAUGGCUGUGGCGACGGGGUCCUGGGACAGCUUCCUCAAGAUCUGGAACUAACGCCAGCAGGUGGAGUCCGCGGUGACCGGAAGACCAUUCCAAACCCUGACGAGUUACAGUGAUAGCAUAUCCGCCCAACCGUACUAACUCGGACCCCAACACCCCCCUCAGAAUUUCAAAAGGGCAAGAUCUUCUUUUCCUUCACUUAUUGCUGAAACAAAGAGCACAAUUCCCAUUAAGAGAAGACUCUGGCUGUAAACUAAAACAAAUUGUGCAUUCCUCUUGGGACCAUUGUCUUUGUUUUCUUUUUUGUCUUGAAUGAAUUUUAAAAGGAAAUACUAUAAUAAAAUGUUAACCAGAAGGUAAACUUGAGUGUAAUUGUGAAACAGACAACAACUUUUCACUAGUUUGUUUGAACUUUAGACCAGUGAUCCUGUUUUGUGACGUUCAUGCAAAACAAGUUGAGGACUUUGUUUUAUCUUGUAAUAGUUUCUAAAUUUUCAGUCGUGUUUGUAGCAGGAUUUUGAAAACAUUCACAUUUCCUUUUUUAAAUAUAUUGCUUUAUGUUCAGUAGUCAACCAGAACAAGGGAUCCUCACGCAGCUUCCCUGAAAUGGUCCACAGUGUAAAUUCAGUCCCUGGGUUUAUUUUCUGUUCAGUGUCAUGGUGCCUGGCACACGCAGACACAGCGUGGGGAGGUGGCGUUAGUGUGAGGCCAAGCACACGCUGUGGGCGCUGUGAGUGUGUGACUCAGCACCGCCCCCUCCUAGUCAGCUUAGACCAGGCACCCUCUCCCGCCUGUCCUCUCCCCUCUUCAGCCCAGUUUCAAACCCCCCUUGGGUUUUCUGUGGUGUUGGAGGGACAUUUCUGUGACCUGACACUACCCCUCCCCACCCUCACGAUCAGGAGAGGCCCGCCCUGCACUUGGGUCGUCAGUCGAUUGUUUGUGUAUGAAGCAAUGUACAAAUCAAUGUUUUGAAAAUAAUUAUCUCAAACUUUCUAAGUUAAAUUUUAAAAAAUUUGAUCGUUUGCCGUAUUGGGUGGGUUUACUCUUAGAAUCGCAUGCUGUAGAAAUGCUCAAAGUGCAUACAGGACUCCGUCCUUAGAUGUUUUUUCUUUAAGAAGUAACCCUUCACCAUUGUCGCUGCGGCGGCUUGUCCACCCUGUCACUGCUCUGUGCACACGUAGGCAGUACACCAAGCGGCUCUGCACGCUCCAGCAGUGGGCGCAUCACCUUUUCCUUUUUCUUUUAAGAGAGAUGUCCUGUUCCAAACGAUUGCUGCUGGAUUCUGAGGGUGGGGUGGGAGCGGGGAGGGAGCAGGGGACAAAGAUCUAGCCUUCCCCUUCAUGAGCCCUGAGCCCUCACGCCUGCCCCCUGUGGGAAGAAACUUUGCAUCCGAGGCAGGCCACUUUUAUAACACCUAGGUUUCCAGGGUUUUCUUGUCCCCUCAAGUGUCCAGCAGCAGCGUUUAGACCACAGGGUGUUCUGUUGGCUCUCCUGCCUUCCUUCUGUCCCCAGGAACGCUCCUCUGUAGCAGCUAUAGUGGCUUCUCCAUUCUGUUCUUUGCAAUGCCCUGUACCCACUGUGCCGUGACUGUGCGGUAGGCCUGGGUUGGCAAAAGAAUAAAACGAAACCCUCUUUCUCUUUCCAUAAACCACUCUGUAGAGCUCUCUGCACCUGUACCCCUUUUCACCUUUUGUAUUUAAUUUUACUUCAGUCAGUGUACUGCAAGGAAGCUGGAUGCAAGAUAGAUACUAUAUUAAACUGUACUGUUAUUUAAGAUGUAAUAAAGCAGUUUGACAUGAGGGA
Molecule: messenger RNA, 3116 nt
Organism: Loxodonta africana (African savanna elephant)
Lineage: Eukaryota; Metazoa; Chordata; Mammalia; Proboscidea; Elephantidae
Gene: GNB1
Product: G protein subunit beta 1
Exons: 13
Coding region: 345-1367 (340 amino acids)
Biological process (GO): G protein-coupled receptor signaling pathway
Cellular component (GO): heterotrimeric G-protein complex; cytoplasm
Molecular function (GO): protein binding; signaling receptor complex adaptor activity
Source: RefSeq, a predicted model, not a curated record